UUGUGAAUAGUGAUCAAUGUUAGAUUGAUCUGGGUUAAAGGUCUCUAACCUUACAGACAUACAGUCCACGAACAUUGCAACAGUUUCUGCAUCCAGGGCUCUGAACCUAGUAGCUGGUGCUUCACACACAGGGACAGGACAUGGCAACGUAACAUCACAGAGCAUUGGAGGGUGGUACGAGAACACAGGAGGCAAAGUCACAAGGUUCAUGACAGGGAGACCAAAAGAGAGAACCAGGUCCAGGGUGUGACCCCUGGCAUGAGUUGGGGACGAUACCCAUGGAGUUAAAUUGAACAAAUCUAGCAAAUUCAAAAAGCCUUUAGCAAGCACAUUGUCAGGACAGCAGACAUGGAUGUUAAAAUCACCAAAAAUAGGACAUAGUCAUAUUUUAGGAUGCAGUCUGCCACAAGAUCAUAGAAAUCAUUAAGGAAGUUAGAGUCAGUCUUUGGAGGGCAAUAAAUCAGCACAACGAGCAGGCGGGGGGAGAUACACAGUUCAAAUAGGCACAGCUCAAAGGAAGAAAAUGACAUGGUGGUUGUAAGCUGUUUACAAGGAAAGCUGCAUUUAAAAGCAACAACCAGCCCACCACCUCUGCCCCGUGAUCUGGGGAUAUUAAAACAGGAGCAGCCAGAUGGUACCAGCUCCAGCAGGGUGCUUGAGUCACCAAACGGGAUCCAGGACUCACAGAUCAAUCAAUCAAUCAAUCAAUCAAUCAAUCAAAGCUUUAUUUAUAAAGCGCCUUCCGCAACCCUGUCAGGAAGCCCAAAGCGCUGAACAUUGUACAGUUGUAUGUAAAUAUAUUGAAUAAAUCAACAAUAAAAGAAAUUCAAAUUACAAAAUACAAAUUACAAAAUACAAAAUGGAAAUUACAAGAUAGAUGAAACAUUCUGGUAAAGGACAAAUGUGUGAAACACAUUUGGAUUGAGUGGAUGGAUUGAGUGUACCAAUGAAAACUGUGGAUUGGAUUCAACAUAAAAGAGGGCCAAAAUCAAACAUGUUCUGGAAACGCCAAGCGGAGGAGGUGUGUUUUUAGGUGAUUCUGGCAGAGAAGGGGACAGCCUAACUGAGGGUGGCAACAGAUGCACAGAAAACUCAAGUCAUGUUGAAUUAAAAAAAAUCCAGAAGAAUAAAAGUUUUGUUCUGCACAGACCUGGCAUUGACCAGACCAAACCUGGUCUGCUGCGGGGCCACAGCACCGGGAUCGCGCACGGGCACCAUCUCCUCCAGCUCAGAGCCCGUAACCGAGCUCAGAUUCUCCCAGCAAACCCCACUCUGGCGAGGUCCUCAAGCCGAAAGGCUGUGGCACGGUGCCAGCUCACCCUCAAAGCCGGCCAAGUUCACAAGGCAGAGCGCAGAGUUAUACAUCAGACGUCUCAGAGCCAAAGGGUCACAAGCUGGGCCGAAUCGGACCAGCCGCUUCUUCAGGGAUCCAGGAAGUCCAGCCCGAUGUCUCACGCACAGGCUACCUCGCUUUCCCCGUCUUCUACGAUGCUUCCUUCUCGAGCUGGGGCGGACAGAGGGCCGACACACUAUGGCUGGGGGGAGAGAGCACACGGGCAGUCCAAACAGCAACGCCAUCCGUGAGGUUCCCAGCAUGCAGCGCCCGCUACAUCAACACAUUACUCAUUAAAACUUACUAAUCAUAACAUUGUCAUUUCACAGAUUGGUCAACAUCUUAUUAUUGACUACCACUUAGUUUGAUAAGCUUUAUUAAAAAUAGAGUUCUUUGAUUUAUUAAAAAGAAAGAGUCCUUUGUCUUCAUUCUUCUCUUGGGCUGGAAAGGAAGCAGUUUAGAAGCAAAUGCAUGACCUUGAGGCAGUCUCAUGCAGAUUAGUUCUGUGUCAGAGACAUCUGAGGAGAGAGGGUAAAUAACCUUCGGUGGAAUAGCGCCGUCAUCACGUAACAUACCCCCCUUUUCAAGGGCACGGUGGUCCAUCCAGAGACCACCUGACAUUGAACAAACCAGAGUCUUGAAGGACUUCGACGAUAGAGCAAGGUGCAAUUCCCCAGGAAGAGUGUAGUUUCCCAGGAAGAGGCCAAAAGUGGUGAGGUACGAGCCCCACUCUGAAGAACAGUCUCGCAUAAUCCCUCGGGAAGCACACAAGUCAGCAGAUUAUCAAGAUAUUCCCGUGGAAGUAAUAAUUCGAAGCAGGAGCAAAACUUUAUAUCUCCAUGGGUAGGGAAUACUUCCAAAAUAGCAUAUUGAUCUUUGUAAUUGCACUUAUCGUGAUCCAGUGCAGACAGGUCAGGUCCCAGCGAGCGAAGUAUCCCAGCAACCAUGCCGGAAUCCACGGACGUCCAGGUCCUACGAGCCGGAACACCAAUCAGGAGGAGUAGAAUCCGAUGACGAAUCAUAGGUCCACCCCCAGGAAUCGAGGAUCAUCGACGAAACUCAGCAGAGGAGAGAGGGCACAGCACAGGGCACUUCAAUGUAGACACAACAAAAUGGCAUCCAAUGUAAAUUAACAAACAAAAAGAAACCUAGCACUGUGAGUACCUGCAUGUACUAUGUGUAGUAAUUAUGUGAAUUAGUGUUUUAAGUGAAGAAAUGGAUGCAAUAUACUACGUGUACUGGAAAAAGUGGUGCAAAAAGAAUAAAAUUAAUAAAACCCUAUACUGCGUAUGGGAAAAAUCACUGCACUAAGUAAAAAUGUUAUCAAACUGAAGGACAAAAAUGGUUGUAAUCCAUAAUGUUAAAUUAACAAAGUUAAUCAUAAAGUUUUCAAAACUUAAUCAAUGUAGUAAAAUUCUAUAAAAAGAUAGAAAUAUGAGUAUCAAAGAGCACUAAAAAUGUAAAUCAGUGAAGUUAGUAAUCAACCUACAUGCAAAUGUACCUAUAAGGAAUUAAGAUUAGUGAAAAUAAAAACAAAUUUGGAUAACAGUAAUAUGUGGACUAAACCCAUCCACUGUUAACUAACAUUACCUGACUUCAGGAACCCACAGCAUGACCAUCUCAAAUCACCCAAGUCUGCACGUCAUGUAUAAACAGGAAAGACAGCCAUGCACACACACAAACAUAGAACAACUUGUGUAACUCGAGAUAGAGAACUAUGGAGCGAUGAGUCUGGCAACUGGAAUGACUCCACCUUCAAAGUUCUAGCUGAAGGUGCAGGAGGUGCAGGUGGAGGAGCAGGACCGGCCAGCUCAGGAUGAGGCACCUGGGCAGCCGGUGCUUCACGAACCGGUGCAAUGGCCCGAGAUAGGCGCCACCCGACGCUGCGGACCGAGUCCCCUUGAAAGGUCAACCGUGCGGAGAAGUCAUGGAACAGGAAAAAUGACAAACCCCAUGACAGGCAGAGGUUUAGGCAUGCAGUGAAUAUCACGACAGAAUCAGCGGAGGACCAGGAGUAAGACACUGGUUGAAACCUGAGACCAGAAUCUGCCGACAACUCAUGCAGCACCCUGUUCACCACACCAACCCGAACCAUGGUUGGACCAUCGAAUGUAACACGAUCCACCGAAGCUGGAGAAAGAGCAAAGGAGAUGUUAUCAAAAAAAGGAGAAAACUCCACUUUAGACUUAUGCUCACCAGGAUCCAAGUAAUAUAGAGAGACCUCACCCACAUGGACCGUAGUUUCACGUGGAACUGUUACCCAUAGGGUUUGAGAGGGAAGCAAAACUCGUGUGGACACACCAUGACGCUCAUAGAAAACAUAAGCUUCUCUAGCAGGGGUAUUAAGUAACCAACGGUCACCAACAACAGCAGUAGUAUGAACAACAUGUGAACGCGGACUCACAGUCAUAGGCUGUUUUUCAGACGUGCCCAGCUAUCUCAGGGCACGCCGCUGCUGCAGUACCUGCUUACGCAGAGCCGGAUAUUCUCUGUUAAGUUCAUCAACGUGUCAACGAACUGUGUUAAUCUCAAUCGAGUUGACUGAAGAGAAUCCGAAAUUUAAAAGAUUGCCAAUUGUGUUAGCAACUGAGAAAAAUCCAUCCAGAAUGAGCUACAGUGUAGUCACAGCUUCCCUGAGGUGCAAUGAGAGGCGGCAGCAUUUUCUGGUCAGAGUUGGGAUCGAUUCUUCAACCUUUCGAUUACCGCACAAGCCGCUCCACUUCCUGAGCUAAUGCUGUCCCAUUCAGCACAUGAUUUCACUCAUUAAAUCUUCACGUUCUUUAAUAAGGAAACAGUGGAAUUCGAUUGUAAUCACGAUUGAGAAGUCAGCCAUGCCUAUGAAAGAUAUGUGUAUAGGCUGUGCAAGAGGUUUAAUGGCGUAUCCUGAGUGUUACUUUCAUUGCGCCGGUUGAAGUGAGCUGACAGGAUGCCAGCGGGAGAAUGUGUUUUUGGGGCAGGGCCACGUGAGGAAUGGCGAAGGUGAGGGCCGGGCCGGGUGGGAGACUGGCCCUGGUUGGCUUGGAGCCCGUUGAUAACUGCUUGCAGUUCUAGUUUAUUAUUAUUCUUCGCUAAUUCCAUAUGGGCACAGGAGCCAGAAAAUGCCAGAAAAAAUCUGACAUGGCAGUCUAAUAGAAAAUCCUGACCGCUACUCAGCUUCCAAAAUUUGUACACAGAUUCACCUAGUUGGCGCUAAUGCGAAGGUCAAUGCGUUUCAGCUACUAGCUCCCAAACCAUAGGUCCUACAGUCAAAACCUUUAUAUGUGCAUGAACCUUGGAUGAUUCUGCAUGUUUUUUGUAUUGGCCAUGCCCAUUUCCGCCUAACUAGAUUUUUUACCAGAUCGCAAAAAACGUUAAACUUUAAUCACCAAUCCAUCCUUUUUCGUCGAAUCAACUUCAAACUUUGUACAUAUGAUCUAUAGAGCUCCGGACGUCACGUGACUCUCAGAGAGUAGACGCCAUGUUGGCAGGCAACAAAUGUAAACAAAAUGAACAGGAUCGGCUUGGAUUUUACUUCGUCGGAGUUUACUUCACACUUUAAAACUGAAGAAAUCAUUUUAUAUAGUCAGAAAUUAAAUAGACUAAACAUCUCAGACACUUACCGUGCCCCUGGGAUACUUUUUAAAAACUGCCAGAAGCUGUCGGAGUGGACUUCUUACCGGACCUGGCCGGGGAACGCCUUGGGAUUCCCCUGGAGGAGCUGGCCCAAGUGGCUGGGGAGAGGGAAGUCUGGGCCUCUUGACUUAGGCUACUGCCCCCGCGACCCGACUCCAGAUAAGCGGAUGAAAAUGGAUGGAUGGACAAAUAACAUAGAUUUACAUUUUCAAGGAAGAGAGAAGAGACGGAUGAGAAACCUCUGCUCUUACAUUUCCACAACCCUCAAAUGAAAGACGGCGGUGUCCCAACCAGCAGCUUGGCUGGGCAGAUGACAGCAAAAGAUGGUGGAGGAGCAGAAACUAUCAAGAACCUAGAUCUGGACCCUAAUGAAAAGGCAUCUGAUUCUUCAGAGAUUGAAGUUAGUGGAGAAGAUGAAGAUGAUGUGAAUCUAGACUCUGAGCGUUCAGACUCUGGGCCUGAAACUGGAAACGGAGACCAUGGCUGUAAUGAGAACAAGUCUUUGGAGUCAGAUAUUAAGACCGUCAACAAAUCAUUUAGCUGCCCUGUGUGUGGGAUACGGUUCCUCCACAAGUGGUCUCUUCAGAAACAUGUGAGAGUGACAAGUCAUUCAGCAGUAAAGUCUUCAAAGUGUUCGGUUAAUACAAAAUGUGUGAAAGAGAAGCAACAUGGAGGCUCAUGCAGAAAAGUCCAGAAAGAACCAAAAUUAUUUAGUUGUGAUGACUGUGGGAAAAGAUUUAUCCAAAAGUCCAGUUUAACCCGUCAUAUGAGAGUCCACACCGGGCAGAAGCCUUUUGCCUGUGAGCUCUGUGGACAAAGAUUAAGCCAUAAACAUAGUUUAAACACACACAUGAGAGUCCACACAGGAGAGAAGCCUUUUGCAUGUGAGCUCUGUGGAUACAGAUGUGCCCAAAAAGCGCAUUUAAACACACACAUAAAAUUCCACACAGGAGAGAAGCCUUUUGCUUGUGACCUCUGUGAAUACAGAUGCACCCAAAAGGCAAGUUUAAACACACACAUGAAAGUCCACACAGGAGAGAAACCUUUUGCUUGUGAGCUCUGUGGGCAAAGAUAUAGCCGUAAAAAUCAUUUAACCUGUCACAUGAGAGUCCACACAGGAGAGAAGCCUUUUGCCUGUGACCUCUGUGAACACAGAUGUACCCAAAAGGCAAGUUUAAACACACACAUGAGAGUCCACACAGGUUAUAAGCCUUUUGCCUGUGAGCUCUGUGGACAAAGAUUUAGCCAUAAACAUAGUUUAACCAAACACAUGAGAGUCCACACAGGUGAUAAGCCUUUUACCUGUGAGCUCUGUGGACAAAGAUUUUGCCAUAAACAUAGUUUAAACAAACACAUGAGAAUCCACACAGGAGAGAAGCCUUUUGCCUGUGAGCUCUGUGAAUACAGAUCUACCGAAAAGGGAAGUUUAAACACACACAUGAAAGUCCACACAGGAGAGAAGCCUUUUGCAUGUGAGCUGUGUGAAUACAGAUGUACCCAAAAGGCUACUUUAAACACACACAUGAAAGUCCACACAGGAGAGAAGCCUUUUGCCUGUGAGCUCUGUGGGCAAAGAUUUAGCCGAAAGACAAGUUUAAACACACACUUGAAAGUCCACACAGGAGAGAAGCCUUUUGCUUGUGAGCUCUGUGGGCAAAGAUUUAGCCGAAAGACAAGUUUAAAGAGACAUACGAGCAUCCACACCAGUCUCGAGGGAUUUAUUUAACAACCGUACUUCCAAAAGUACUAUUUAGUUUUUUAUACAACCUUAAUAUUAGUGUUGCACCUCUGCUCAACUGUUGUUGAUGAAGUCUGUACUCGGCCCUUGAGCCACCUCUUCUUUUGAUUUUCUUUUUCAAAUAUCCUUUGUUUUUUAAACUCAGACCUUAACUAAACAUUUGAGAUGUUCAUUCAUGAAUUCUGAAUACAAAAAAAUAUUACUUAAAGAUUAAGAAAAAACUGUUAUACCCUCCUGUAUUUAAGAAACAGACAAGAUAACAGACACAUGAUGGUUGUAGUACAUAACUCACUGCAAUUUAAAGCUGUUAGAUACCGGUGGCAUCUGCUUUAAACAAUUUAUAUGUAUAUAAAAUAAUAGCAUACAAUGUUGUAAUAACUGCAGCUUAAAAAGAAUGUGUCUUUAUUCAUUUGGAUCCCCUAAGAAGAAAUCCCACUGUGGGAGCCGAAAGCUGUGUUUGCGUAUGUGAUGUUUUACAUCCUUUUUUCAGCCAAGUUUGACAUCAUUUCCAGUAAGAGAGCUGACCAGAGUGAUGAGAUGCAUGUCCGCACCUCGUGGUCCAGCCGAAAGUAUUAGAUGUUUCCAGUGAAAGGACGUGUUUAUCUGAGUUUGGCCACGAGCAGAUGUUUCCUGCCGGGAAGGAGGGAGAUAAACCGUUUCAAUUCAUGUGUAUGUGUGAGACCCAUUUCCUAAGCUAUGCAGGAGUGACGUCAGUAAAGUAUAAUUGGUCUCUCAUUCGAUGGGAGACGGGCUUUUUGGAGAUCUGCAGCCGAAGACUCUACGCUUUCUGGCUGAUCGCUGUCCUAAAGAUUGGUUUUGUAUUGCUGUACUGUACAAUAAAAGCCCCACGCUGUGAGGACAAACAU
This is a messenger RNA of Nothobranchius furzeri (turquoise killifish), 7549 nucleotides long. The record is from RefSeq and is a predicted model, not a curated record. NCBI's taxonomy places the organism in Eukaryota, Metazoa, Chordata, Actinopteri, Cyprinodontiformes, Nothobranchiidae.